AUGUCUGGCCCCUCUGAAAAUAGCUCUCAGCCUCAUUUGCAUUCAGCACGGUCAUACACCAGGAUGGACGGCUCGGACGUUAAAUCUCCCACGAUUGAGCAAGACUCCGAAACAGCACCUCUGUCCUCACCUGUCAAUAACGAGGGGCAGGAAAAUGGACCUGACGUAUUUGAAAGACGGGGCUCCGCAGAUUCUGGCACCGCAGGCGAUACCCAAACAGAUGAUGGCUUUGUGCUUUCGCGAAGCGUACAAGACCCUUCGGAGGAGCUACCGAUCGAACUAAUCAGCUUGGCAGAUCGUUUCGUGAAUUCACUGAGCGCCAGAGUACACAACUCGCCUCCCACGAUCGAGAAGAUUUCCGAGCUCUUCCAAGUCUUCUACAGCCGCGCCGAGUCCCACAUUGCCACACAUAUAUCUGCUCUCAUAACUCGUAUCAACCGGGAUCUUUCGCCUCAGGUUCCUGCAAAAGCUCCACGGGGAAGCGCACUGUCGAAACUGAGCAGCAAACGCUCUCAAGAUGAUGUCAGGCAAGGGGCUCAAGGUCGCCAAAUGUUGACCGCGUCCGAAGUAGCUGAAAGGCGAAAGGCCCGUAGAGCCCUCGAAAACAAACGGAAUGCAUUAGAAGAGGCUGCCGAACGGAGGGUCUGCGAGCUGGUUUAUGAUAAACUCUGGAGGCACAAAAGUACUUUGGAUGAUGUACGAGACGAAAAGUUGCGUUCCAAGACUGCGGCUUUGCUGCUGGUCGGCAUUAACCUGAAGGACCUUGGGAUCGAUAUAGACCUCGAAGCGAUCGAUGAGCAGAAACAGGACGAGGCGAACGAAUUCCUUUGUCAAGCCCGAGAGUAUCUCGCGAAGAUGAACGAUUACAAAUACCCCCUUGGAAAGCUUCAGCAACUCGCAGCGGCACACAAGGCUAUCGUCGAUGCCCUUACUAAACUUUUGCCGUCUUCCUCUUCUGCAGACGAAAUUCUGCCCACGCUGAUCUAUUCGCUUGUGACGUGCCCCCCUGAAGGGAUCAACAUUGUCAGCAACUUGGUUUUUAUCCAGCGUUUCAGGUCUUCAAACAGAAUUGAUGGAGAAACAGCUUACUGCUUGACCAAUUUAGAGGCCGCAAUAAGCUUUUUGGAAAAUGUCGAUCUAUCCACACUGCGUGCCGACGAGUUGCAAGAUGGCCCUCUCAAAACCCCUAGUGAGACAACGACACCAUCCACAGACCAUGUCGAUCCUUUUCGCCCCCCCAAGGAGGCUACAACACUGGCUGUGACGACUGUAUCUGCAUCGCCGGAAUUGUCAAAACCAGAAAUCAAAGAACCCGCCUCUACAUUACCCAGGCCUCGACCCUCUGUCACACCACAGCAACGACGCCUUAGCAACCUUUUCCAACCGCCUUCUAAAGUUCUCGGGGCUGCAAACGAUGCUGUGCGCACCACUGCCGACCAGAGCCUGAAGAACAUUGGUGCUACAUUGGACAGCAGUUUCAACUUUCUGUUUGGUCGUCUGAAGGAAAUGCAAAACAUCCAAGGACCCGGCCCGGAGGGUAGCGGACCAAUACUACCAAAGACAUUGGCCGAAGCUCGCCGCUUAGUGUCUUUGCCGCCUGCCUCUGCUGCCAACCAAAACCUGACCCAAGGGGAGCUCGCAGCAAUCAACUCUGUUUCAGUGGAUGAAAGCACACCCCCACGCAGUAGUUCAAGACUCACAGAUCUCUCUAGCGGCGGCCGUACUCCCCGAGACAGGAGUGUGGACAGCACCCGAACCCAAGAGAGCGGUAAAAAGUCCAUCACGACAUCACUGCGUGAAGAUUUUGCAUCGAACUCAGCCAUCAGCCCCACUCCGUUAGAAUCAAUGCGAAACUUUGGCAACACGCUCAAUCCUUUGAACCACAUCCCGGGCAUGAUGAAAAACUUUGGCCGCAACACACCAGAAACCCCCAGCGGUAGGUCCGUAUCUCCAUCGGGACUGAAUAGGUCAAAGCCAUCGCCUACCUCAGCAGACGGCGCUAGUGGUCCUAUCAGCCCGCUCCCUACCUCGUUGAAAAUCGAUCCUCCAAUCCAGCGGUUCCUUGAGACACAGGAUGCGCGCGAUCUCCGGAUUGGUGACGUAACUGUUUUACUGGAGGACUAUAAGAGACUGGCUGCUGCGCUUUGUAAACCCACUGCCGAUUCUCGAUAA
This is a messenger RNA of Penicillium robsamsonii, 2172 nucleotides long. Its product is annotated as VPS9 domain-containing protein. Gene Ontology annotation, molecular function: guanyl-nucleotide exchange factor activity; small GTPase binding. The transcript is spliced from 2 exons. Gene Ontology annotation, biological process: vesicle-mediated transport. Bases 1 to 2172 code for a protein of 723 amino acids. The record is from RefSeq and is a predicted model, not a curated record. Gene Ontology annotation, cellular component: cytosol; endocytic vesicle. Lineage: Eukaryota; Fungi; Ascomycota; Eurotiomycetes; Eurotiales; Aspergillaceae.